Messenger RNA from Trichogramma pretiosum, 2784 nucleotides. RefSeq names its product E3 ubiquitin-protein ligase RAD18-like. Gene Ontology annotation, cellular component: Rad6-Rad18 complex; nucleus. Lineage: Eukaryota; Metazoa; Arthropoda; Insecta; Hymenoptera; Trichogrammatidae. Gene Ontology annotation, biological process: protein monoubiquitination; DNA damage tolerance. Gene Ontology annotation, molecular function: ubiquitin protein ligase activity; single-stranded DNA binding. The coding region runs from base 241 to 2679 and encodes 812 amino acids. The transcript has 8 exons. The record is from RefSeq and is a predicted model, not a curated record.
CUGUGCUGUGGUAACUCCGCGUUGAGCUCACCCCCAAAGUUUGCCUUGCUUAUUGUGUAAAUAUUACGAUAAAAUUUGACAUAAAAGUUGACAAGAAAAACCAAAUAAUGCACAGUGACAUUUGUUUUUGUGUAAAUGUAAUAAUAGCAUGAAUGAGCGUGCAGUUAUUUUCUCUAACAGCGAAUUUAAAAAUUUGCAUUUUUAACCUCAGUUAUUGUGUUUUGCGUUAAAUUCAAUAAAAUGUCAAAAGUUAGAGAAAUAGCUUGGCCUGAGGAGUUCAGUGGUUUAAAGACCAUUGAAGAAUAUAUGAUCUGUGGAAUAUGUUAUGAUUACAUGGAUACAUCGGUGAUAACGCCAUGCUCACACAAUUACUGCUCAUUAUGUAUCAGAAAAUAUUUGCACUACAAGCCUCAAUGCCCAGCCUGUUUCAAUGAAUUUUAUGAAAAAGACUUGUACAUAAAUCGUUCAAUGGAUGGACUAAUUAGGGACUAUAUACAAAUCAGAGAAAAAAUAAUAACGCUUAUUGAAAAUAGAAAUGUUUAUAAUGCUGCUGUUCAACAAAAAGAAGCAGGAGUCUUGUCACCAGUGCAACCUUCUUAUCAUUCAAAAACAAUGACUCAAGUGACCAAUACUCAAAGCGUUCAAUCUCCCAAAACACCAAAAUCAUCCAAAAAAAUAAGUGUGAUAAGUAAUUUUGGAUUGAGCUCUCCUAAAACAGUGGUUUCUAAGUCUGAAGAUCCUAAGACUCCAUCUUCACCAUUUUUACAGACUUCCAGUGUUUGUUCACAAAAAGAUGCCAUGUUGAGUCCAAGUACAAAUAGAUCCCUAAGUAAUCUUCCAAGUCUCGCCAAGAUGUUUACUCCAAAACGAAAAGAAACAGUAUCGACUGCUUCUGUGCCUGUUACCAGUGUAAAGUCUGUUUCCUGUCCUGUUUGUAGUGUAGAUAUUUCCGAGCAACAUGUUAAUGUUCAUUUAGAUGCUUGUUUAAAAAGAGAAACAGCUGAAAAACAAAUUAAAGAAAAGCCUAAAGUUAAAAAUAACCGGCCACCAUUACCUAAACUUGUAUUAAGAGUAAUGAAAGAAGCAGAAUUGCGUAAAAAAAUGAGAGAAUUGGGAUUAUCAACUCAAGGUGAUAGGCGAACAUUAGAAAAUCGCUUUACAAGGUAUUCUACAAUUUACAAUUCUGAAUGCGAUAAACUAGAACCCAGAUCAAUACCAGAACUUCUAAGGCAAUGUGAAAUGGAAGAGAAACAGGAACGAAAAAUGGACAUGUUCUUAGUACCCACCGUUACAGCCAACCGCCUUGUAAUUGAAAGAAAUGCAGAUGAAAAAAAAAUAGAGGAAGCACAAAAAAGUUAUAGAGAAACAAACAAAUCAAGCUUUGAUAAGCUUAUAGAAGAUAUGAAAAAAAGGCAACAAAAAAGCAAAGAGGAAAAGAGUAAAAACUCAAGUACAGAUUAUGAAUCAUCCACAUCUAAAAAUAAAAUGCAGGACAAAAAAGAAAAUGUUUCUGAUAAAGAUGAAGAUAUGUGUCUUGUUACAGACAUAAAUGAAUCAUUUGAAAAUUCUGAUUCAGAGCAAGACUGUCCUUUACAACAUUAUACAAGGGAAGAUUCAAAAAAAUUUCUUACAAAUGCUAAUUUAGAUGAUUCCAGUAACAGCAACAUUUUAGAAAGCCCUGUGAAAAAACCACAAAUCACAUCUAAUUUGCCAAGUCCUAAACCAUCAACAUCAAAAGAUUUUAAUCCAUAUGAUGUAUCUACAGAUGAAUCAGAUGGAGAAAGUAAUUUAACAAAACCUUUAAAGAGAAGAGGUGCUGCAAAAAGGUUUAAAACAGAUGACGUGGAUGAAAUGAGCCUAGAUGAUCGAGUAAAAUCAGCUAGGGAAUUGUGCAAUUCAAUUAUUGAUGAUUUUGAUGACAGUUCAAAUGAAUUUGCUGAAAAGCUUAAAAAAGCGGCUGACAGAGAUUUAAAAGAAAAUUCAAUUACUAAUUUGGAAGAAAUAAAUAAACUGAAUAAAUCAAAAUUAAGGAAUUCAUUUGGUAUUAAAGCAAAUCUGGCUAUAGAAGAAGAUAAUCAAGAAGAUAGUGAUUUUUCAUUCAAUAGUUCAUCUGAAUUUAUAAAUAGUUCUAUAGUAGAAUCCAAAAUAAAUCAAGUUAAAAUAAAUAAUAAAAGUAAAGUUGAAGAUAGUAACAAGAGUAAAGUUAUCGAAAACGUUACCAGUAAGACGAAUGAAUUUGAAAAACCAAGUAUGAUUGGCAUUAAUGUAAAUAAGUUUAGAGCAAGUAAAAAUAAUGAAAUUGUUGAUAACGACGCUCAAAAAAUUUUUGUUGAAGAAAAGAGUAAGGUAGAUGAAAGUGACAAAAUUUUUCCUGAACUAGUCUUAUCAAAUCUCGGAAAAGAAAACGCAACUCUACCGGCAAAUAACGAUGAAGUUUCCACGGGCGACGAAAAUUCAGCACGGCGACCCGUUCGUCAAAGAACUCGCCCAAUGAGAUAUACAGACAACGAAGUCUCGAAUCGUGACAAUGCUCCUGCUGAAAAAUCAUUGAAGCGUCGCAGAGGUAGACCACCAUCCACUAAUAAUAAUACGAUUGAUAAUUCAUCAGAUGAUGCACUGAAUCCAGCGAAAAGGCCAGUUCGAAGGGGUCAGACUCCUUUGAAAGAAAAUGUAUGUUAAUGGUGUCGAAAUUGUAAAUGUACGUGAAGUUUAUGUUUUUGUUUCGAUCGUGUGAUUAGCCGUAAUUUUAAAUAUAUUUUUAUACAAUAAACAAUUUUUUUUGUA